AUGAGAACCACGCCGACAAGACAUGAAACCUACGACGUCGUGGUGGUAGGGGCUGGCCUCAGUGGCCUUCAAGCAGCACAAAUUGUGCAGGGUGCAGGUUUCAAAGUGUGUGUCGUGGAAGCCAUUGACCGAGUGGGCGGGAAGACAUUGACAGCCAAGUCCUGUGAGAAGGGGUUUAAUGAUCUAGGUGCAUCCUGGAUCAACGACACCAACCAGAGUGAGAUGUUCAAGCUCUACCAACGGUACGGUAUCGACACCGAGGUCCAGCGCGACCGUGGACACACUCUGAUUCAAUCAGCGGAGGGAUCCCUGGUCAAAGUGCCAUAUGGAGAACUUCCAGGCGACCCUAAUGCAUUCCUGGACCUCCUUCAGGUGUUUCGGGAUGAGUGCUCACGGCUAGACUUGGACGGCCCAACAAGCUCUGCCCGAGCCAGAGAAAUCGAUCAACUCACAUUCCGUGACUUUUGUAUCGAAAAGAUACAGUCGGAGAGCGCUGUCACCAUCGCUGAUGUGCUUUCAGUCUCGUUACUUGGGGUAGAAAGCUAUGAAGUCAGUGCUCUUUUCAUGCUUCUGUAUUUUAAGAGCGACGCUGGCAUCGACAAUAUUAUAUCGGACCAGAAGAAUGGUGGCCAGAAACCAAACGAUCGCUCGGAAGAUGGCAGAAGAACUGGGUCCCGACGUGAUAAAGGAAGGCAAUGGUCGAAGAUGCCCCGCGCAUCCCGUCACCAACAGGCUUGGGAGCAAUUCAGCCAGGCAUUUGGUCAGUACGUUGAUGUCCCUCAGCCCGUUAAUAUUCUGGAGAUGGAAUGGACCAAAGAAGCCUAUUUCCUUGGUGCCCCCUGCCCGAUCACAACUCCAGGCACCCUGUCAAUCGUGGGCAAGGAAAUUGCCGCCCCGUUUGGGCACGUGCAUUUUGUGGGAACCGAAACCUCUCGCGUAUGGCGUGGCUAUAUGGAAGGUGCGAUCCAGUCUGGUCAGCGAGGAGGCGCUGAAGUGGUCAAAGCCUUUUCCACAAACCCUACUUCUCGUCUGUGA
Messenger RNA from Aspergillus caelatus, 1035 nucleotides. Its product is annotated as flavin monoamine oxidase family protein. Gene Ontology annotation, molecular function: oxidoreductase activity. The coding region runs from base 1 to 1035 and encodes 344 amino acids. The record is from RefSeq and is a predicted model, not a curated record. The transcript is spliced from 3 exons. NCBI's taxonomy places the organism in Eukaryota, Fungi, Ascomycota, Eurotiomycetes, Eurotiales, Aspergillaceae.